Messenger RNA from Clonostachys solani, 1839 nucleotides. The record is from the annotation of a GenBank genome assembly. NCBI's taxonomy places the organism in Eukaryota, Fungi, Ascomycota, Sordariomycetes, Hypocreales, Bionectriaceae.
AUGAGAGCAGCAUUACUGAUCUCCCUUUUCGGGGCUGCGGCCUUUGCAAAUGCUGUCGACAUCGAAAAGUUCCGUUUGAAGUCGUCGACAAAGUAUGUAAAAGCUUCGGAUACCGUGAAGGCAGCGAGGUUGGUCGAGAGAGGUAGUGACUACAUUGAUACGGCUACCGAGCUUGUAAAGACUGUGGCACCGGAUGCCGAAUUCCGUGUAAUCACGGAUCACUAUGUUGGUACUAAUGGUAUCGGUCAUGUGAAUUUCCGCCAGACGGCUAAUGGUAUCGACAUUGACAAUGCCAUAUUCAACGUUAAUAUUGCAAAAGAUGGCAGUAUUUUCUCCUAUGGAAGCUCGUUUUUCAAUGGCGACUUGCCUUCGAAAGACUCUACCUCACAAUUGGGGGCCGUUGAGGCGCUCGGAGUUGCCUCGAAAACUCUUGAGCUUGGCAUUGAAACUUCCGACAGCUCCGUCUCCGAGAAAGACGGCGCUUAUAUCAUUAAUGGCAUCUCUGGCACCAAAGAAGACCCAAAGAGCAAGAAGGUCUACAUAGUGAAGCCUGAUGGAAAGCUGGCGCUUACUUGGAAGAUCGACACCAAGGUCAAGGAGGCCUAUUACUCUUCCUACGUUGAUGUGGACUCGGCUGAGGUUAUUGGGGUUUCUGAUCACGUUUCUCAUGGCACCUUCGAAGUCUAUCCCAUUGGAAUUAAUGAUCCCUGGGAGGGCGAACGUUCGAUCAUCAUAGACCCGGAGGAGGCCACAGCUUCUCCGAACCGUUGGUUGGAGACGUACUAUGGAUACAACUGUACAGUUGGGAAUAACAUCCAGGCCGCCGUCCUCCCACAGAGCGGGCGCGUCACCUUCUCCGAGCCCAAUGCCGAGGGCACGUACGUCUUCGAUUACACCCCUGACGGAGGUGACCCAGUUACGUUCCGUGAUGCGGCUGUGACCCAGGCAUUCUACACUACCAACAUGCUCCACGACCUUUACUACCUUCUGGGCUUCACCCCUGCCGCUGGCAACUUCCAGCGAGACAAUUACGGACAAGGUGGUCUCGCUAAUGACCCUGUUCAGGUGUAUAUUCAGGUUUGGAACGGGAUGAAUAACGGAAUGUUCUCGCACUCGGUGGAUGGUGAGACACCAACAUUAACGAUGUACCUCUUUGAUAAGACGGAUCCUCAGCGAGACGGAGCUUUCGACCAGGGCUUCUUGAUUCACGAGUAUACCCAUGGCCUUUCUGGUCGUUUAACCGGCGGCCCUGCGACCGACACUUGCCUCGACGACUGGGAAGCUGAUGGGAUGGCUGAAGGUUGGAGUGAUCUCUUCGCCUCUGCUCUAGCAAUCAAACCGGAUGACACAAGCGCCACAGCAGAGUAUGGCUUCGCAGCUUGGCCUCUAAAUGUGACCAAUCCCCGUACCGCACGCCUGGUUAUGUAUUCUACCAACCGUGAUGUGAACAACUGGACGUACUCCAACGCCAACGGCCUGGAGAAGGUGCACCAGGUUGGAACCGUCUGGGCCACGAUGCUGUAUGAUAUCCUCUGGAGCCUCAUCGAUAAGCACGGAAAGAAUGACAACCCUCGUCCGAACUUUGAUGCAAACGGCGUACCUACGGACGGCAAAUUCUUGAUGCUCAAGAUUCUCACUGAUGCAUUCGCCAUCCAACCUUGCAACCCAACCUUUGUCCAAGCUCGUGAUGCCAUUAUUGACUCCGACGAGGCCCUUACAGGAGGCGCCAACAAGUGCGAGAUUUGGAAGGGGUUCGCCAAUCGUGGUUUGGGUGCAAAUGCAGUGUUCGAUGCGACAAAUAGGGUUGAUAACUUUGAUCUGCCGGAUGGGGUUUGUUCG